AUGGCUGCGCUUCCACCACGCAAAAACCCGACACCUACCAAAAUUUCAAAGCAACACCUAACACCAUUGCAAAUUUUGCUCCAGAUGGGUUUUCCCAAGCAUAGAGCCGAAAAAGCACUGGCUGCUACCGGAAAUCGUGGUGUUCAGCUCGCAUCCGAUUGGUUGCUCGCACACGUAAACGAUCCUUUUCUGGACGAAUGUGCACCGCGCGAAUACAUACUGUACGCAUGUCCUACGGGCCCGUUUCUUCAGCAGCUGGAAAACUUUUGGGUCCAAUCGAGAGAAGCGUGCGGUUGGAACGGAGCCCACAACUUUACGCCCCACAUCACACUCGUUUCAUUUUUCAAAGCUCCCGACGAGUGUGCCCCACAGCUGUCGAAAGCGCUGAAGGAUCUAAUGAACCUUCCCGGUGCUCGUAUCGAUCGACCGAUCGGAUUGGAGCUGUAUACCAGCCCAAACUUUAUGGGCUUUUUCGUCGCCGAGGACGAUGCUAACUAUCUCAAACGGCUCGCGCUACAAUACGUAAAGGAAGUGUCCCAAUCAAUAAUUAGUGACACCUAUGAGCAGCUAGAUGCACUGGUAACCUGUUUCCCGUGGUGCGGGGGCGUAACUUCAGCUCGAUGUAUACCGCGUAGCAGUCGAUCCAUAUCGCUAGAACCGCACGUCAAGUCCUUACAUCUUACGUUGGCUUACCAGUUUCCGUCUGGCCAAUUUAAUGCUCUGAAAACUUUGGUGGAAAGUUUGGAUGCAUCCUGCACAGACGCCAACUGGGAACUCCGGCUGUAUUCGCGCGAUCCUCGCCUAGUCUCGAAGCAGGUGCACAAGGUGCUUUACCCCCAUACGCCACGUGAAACGGACGAGUUGGAACUGCGUAUCGGGGAUUACAUCUAUCUGAAUCCGGAAGCAAUACAGGCAUCCUCGGACGGUUGGGUUGAGGGUAUAUCGUGGCUAACCGGCACUACCGGGUAUCUGCCCGAAAACUAUACCGCAAGGACGGCGGAAUCGGAUGCGUGGACGAUGCACCGCACUGUGCCAUUGUGUGACACGCGUGUGCCAGACGAAAUAUCGGAUAUGGUGGACGGAGUGCCAAAUACUAGUACACCAAACGUGCUGCCGGAGGCGAAAGAUGGAGCAUUACCUGCGUUAGUGUCUGUAGGUCAGAGCGAAUCGCAACCAGACGCGGUGGUAGUAACUUCGGACAAACCGCAACCUGCAACGGAACAACAAACGGCAGACGAACGGAACAGUGGCAAGAUGUUCGGUGGUACCAAAUCGAUGGAUGACAUUCCGCUGGAAAAGUUACACGAACUGGUGAAAAAGCGCACCAACAUGCAGGUGAUCCCCGGCGAUGAAGGUGCCCAGUCGCAAACGGCUUCGAAAACACAAUCAAGUACCCGGAAGGUGUACAUAAUGCGUCAUGGCGAACGUAUCGACUUUACGUUUGGCACCUGGGUUCCGUACUGCUUUGACGAGGCAGGUAACUACAUCAGAAAAGAUCUGAAUAUGCCGAGAACGUUACCCGUACGUAAACCUAGCCUAUGGAAGAGGGACUCACCACUGACGAACGUUGGUCGCUAUCAGGCCCUGCUCGUGGGCGAAGGUAUGAAGGAUGCCGGAGUUCACAUAGAGAAGGUGUACUGUUCUCCCUCGUUUCGAUGCAUUCAGACAGCCACUUCAGUGUUAGAGGGACUCGGAUUAAAGGCUACCCUGCCGAUCUGCAUCGAGCCCGGUCUGUUCGAGUGGCUGGCGUGGUACCAGGACGGGAUCCCAGAGUGGCUUUCGAACGAAGAGUUGAUUGCUGCCGAUUAUAACAUUGCUACAGACUAUAAGCCCAUGACAACCGCGGAAGAUCUGAAAGAACAAUUUCAUGAGAAGCUGGGCGAAUUUUAUUGUCGCAAUUCGGACAUUGCGGAAUCGAUCAUCAGCAGCACUGAGGGAAAUGUGCUGAUCGUUGGACACGCAACAACGCUAGACACGUGCUCGCGAUUCAUCAUCGGGGAAAAGAUACGUUCAACCAACGAUAUGGGUAGAAUCAUGCAGAAAGUUUCCUACUGCAGUUUGGCAGUAAUGGAGUCGGAUGGAACGGCGGGAACAGCGGGUGACGCUGAUUCCAAGAACAGUGUUAAGGGCCAUUGGAAACUUGCGGUACCACCAUGCGAUCCAGUAACGCAUACUAACAACAAUCGUUUCGACUACAAAGUGCUAUCGGAUAAGCUAUAA
Messenger RNA from Anopheles marshallii, 2220 nucleotides. RefSeq names its product protein UBASH3A homolog (gene Epp). NCBI's taxonomy places the organism in Eukaryota, Metazoa, Arthropoda, Insecta, Diptera, Culicidae. The record is from RefSeq and is a predicted model, not a curated record. The coding region runs from base 1 to 2220 and encodes 739 amino acids. The transcript has 7 exons. Gene Ontology annotation, molecular function: protein binding.